Messenger RNA from Thyridium curvatum, 402 nucleotides. RefSeq lists its product as uncharacterized. Bases 1 to 402 code for a protein of 133 amino acids. NCBI's taxonomy places the organism in Eukaryota, Fungi, Ascomycota, Sordariomycetes, Thyridiales, Thyridiaceae. The transcript has a single exon. The record is from RefSeq and is a predicted model, not a curated record.
AUGGCGCCCCCUCAGUUCUUCAACUACCCAGGCACCGAGACCAUCGCCGACGAGUACCACUACUCCCAGGCCGUGAAGCUGGGCAGCGUUGUCCGGACGUCAGGUCAGGGCGGCUGGGACGAGCAGUUCAACAUCACCAGCGACCUUGAGAAACAGAUCGAGACCGCCUUUAGCAACGUGCUCAAGGCCCUCAAAGCAGUCGACUCGCGCCUCGAGUUUGACCACAUCGUCGCCAUCCGAUCGUAUCAUCUCGAUAUGGACGCCAGCUUCAACGUCAUGACUGCGGCUUUCAAGAAGUUGUUCCCAAACCACCGCCCUAUCUGGACGUGCAUCCAGAUCGGCAAGCUCGGAAUUGAGGGCAUGCAGGUUGAGAUCGAGGUGGAGGCACUUAUCCCGGAGUAG